CCCGAGUGCAAUGGCAACCAUGUACUGUGGAAAUAUGGUUUAGUGAACGUUGUUAAACUGGAACCGAGUCGUUGUCAUUUUAAGUUAACGUUGGUAGCAGAAGAUGGCUAAUAACUACAAUGUGCCACCUCGCUUCGACGAGGAGUGGUCGUAUGAAAGUUGGAUAAAUGAACUUGGAAUCUGGACACUGGUUAUUUACUAUUUACUAUCUGGACGAGAAAAAGCAAGCACUUGUGGUGGUAUUAUCCCUCCUUUGAGGAUUUGAACAAGGAUGAUGGUAUGGGAACUUUGAUCAGAGCACUGGUUUCUUAAAGAAGAGAAAGACGGUGCCUACAAGGCAUAUUCAAACUGACAGUUACUAGAGACAUUUCGGUUGCGUUGACGGACUACAUAAUUAAUUUCGAACAGCGGUACAAUAGGUAGGAUGCGCAAGUACGACAUGAUUCUCCUGGAUGCAGCUUUCAAGUUGCUAGAUACUGCCUGUCUGGAUGGUAGGGAGAUACGGUUGGCUUUGACUGCUUGUAUUGUGCUGACUUGAGUCAAUGAAGUCGGCACUAAAAAUACUUUGGUGAAAAGUCGUCUUGCGCCAAUAACAGAUGGAAUGCAAGUGAGUGACGCUGCAUAUUACACUGAGCGUCAGAGAAAGGGCGCCAACAAGUCACGUUCUCAAGAUAACCAGACGAGGGCGCCAUUGCCCGGCACAAAUCCACUGGACAGUUUGGAGUCAUGCCUAUACGUCGUGCAGCUAGGACACCACCCCAGGAGAUGCCCCCCUCGGCUGCACCAGAGGGAGAGCCUGAUGCCAGUUCUGAGGAGUCUGCCUCUGUUGAGGAGGAGCAAGAGAUGGCACCUGCUGCCAUAGUAGCCGGGGAGGGCACAGGUGAAGGAGAGACAAAAGAGAAUGGUGAGAAACCUGAGGGAGAGAAAGCUGAUGAAUCGACUGGAGAGAAGACUGCUGAGGGGGAAGAGUCUGAGAAGAAAGAAGAGAAGGAUGGAGUGAAAGAGAAAGUCAAGAAGCCAGUGAAAAGGGCCAUUCCCGCCUGGGCAACCAUGUCUGCCAGCAAACGUGCAACGCUCACUAAUAAGAGCACCUCCACCGUGCAGCUGCCUAAGAUGGACGACAUCCUCAUCGAGGCCAUUGAGUCCUGCAAGGAGAAGACUGGGGCCUCAGCCCAUUCUGUCAUGAAGUACAUUGUGAAGAAAUACCCUAACCUAGAGAAGAGGAAAUUCCUCCUUAAGAAGGCUCUCAAGAGGCAGCUGGAGAAGGGCACCGUCAAACAGCUAAAGGGUAAAGGCCUUUCUGGGAGCUUUACCAUUGGGAAGCAGUCCCCUAAUAAACCAACUGCUAAAGGGAAGCCGAUCAUCGUGGCACCUGGGUUGAAGGCAGAGACCCUUGGGGAUGCUCUGCCCCUGAUCAUCACACGGCUAUGUGAGCCCAAAGAGGCGUCUUAUAUCCUGAUCAAGAAAUAUGUGGAGCAGCACUUCCCUCAGCUCAACGUGGAGCAUAGGCCAGAUAUCCUAAAGAGUGCCCUGGUGAGAGCUGUGGACAAGGGUCACCUGGAGCAGAUCACUGGAAAAGGUGCCUCUGGAACAUUUCAGCUGAAGCGGGAAGGGGGCAAGUUCCUGCUUAAAGGCGGGCCCCUGGAGGACGCUAUCAUGACAGCCAUUGUGGCAAUGAACGAACCCAAGACUUGCAGCACCACCACACUCCGCAAAUUCCUGUUAGAGACAAACCAGGACAGCAUGGAGUACCGUGUGGUGAACAACCUGAAGAGGACCCUGCAGAAAUGCAAAAUGAUGGGCUGGAUGGAUCAGAUCACUGGGAAUGGGCUAAACGGAACCUACCAGCUCUGCUACCCUUACUACCCCAGCCCAGCCAUUCUGUUCCCUGAAAAAGUGAAAGAGCAGAAAGUGGCGGAGAAGGACAAACGCAGAAAGAGGGUUGACUUGUCUGAUGAGGACUCUGAUGAGGAAGAGGACUCGUCCGAGGAAGAGGACUCAGAUGAUGAACCCCCUCCUAAGAGGAAAGCUGGGAAGAGGCCACCACCUAAAGCGCGUCGCCCCCCCCCCAGCAAGAAGUCUCGGUCGGCAAGUCAGUCAAGGGCUAAGGGCAAAAAAAGAGCUGCCCCAGCAAAGAGGUCUGCGCCCCCAGCAAAGAGGUCUGCGCCCCCAGCAAAGAGGUCUGCGCCCCCAGCAAAGAGGUCUGCGCCCCCAGCAAAGAGGUCUGCGCCCCCAGCAAAGAGGUCUGCGCCCCCACCAGUCAAGGCACCCCCACCAGUCAAGGCACCCCCACCAGUCAAGGCACCCCCACCAGUCAAGAAAGCUGCACCUGCGAGCAAGCCCAAAACACCCAUUGUCAAAAAGCUGAUGAGCAAGGCAUCGAAGGGGCCAACGCCCAAAAAGUCACCUCCUGCAAAGAAGGCAGCAGCCAAUUCUGCAGUGAAGGCCAAGCCAGCAGCUCGCAAGUCCCUGAGGGGGAAGAAGUGAGUUUACUAUUGCCCAGCAGCGGAAGUUUAACUGUAGCUCUGAAGACAGCGGUGCUCUGCCUCUAUCCAUGCUCUCUUUCGCAUCAUUGUUUUCCUCCAGUUUGGGGCUAUAGAAUUAUUUUCUCUGUAGGAUUGGGAUGUGGCAGUUAUUAGUUAAUGUCAAUUUACUGUACUUGGGAACUGUUCAAUUUCUGUGAACCCAACUUUUAAUCUCCAUUGUGUAGAAUGGCCUCUUAAAAUAUGUAAAACUGCCUAGGUAAAGAAUUGUGAAAUUUCCAUCACUACUUUUAUUUCCCUCACACACUUAAUUUUGAUAAUGUAUAGGCAGACAUCCAGAAUCAGUGACUUGUCUUCUACUUUUUGCAUUUCAUCCCAGUCCACUCUACCAUGUUUUACCUGGACACAUUCCUUUUAUCAAAUCAUUUGUUUAGCAUUUUGGAAACUUUCUUCCUCUACAACAUUUUUGAUUUCUCUACAUUUAAUCUGGAGUGAACUCAAAUCUUAAAGGAUAUUGAGACUUAUGUUGUUAAGUGAAUUUGAGAGCAUAAUGACAGCCAACUUUUCAUGUAAUGAAUUAUUGUUUAUUACAAAUUCUGUUAUUUAAGUGAUUGUAUGAGUGAAACAUAUCCAUCGCUGGGCCUGUGGUUAAAAUACUUCAUUUGAUUGCAGACUAACUGAUCAGGAAGCACUGUUUGUCAUUGUGAUGUUCGGUACUACUGCAUAGUAUUAGGGGAUUUAUUUUGUGUGUGUAAACAAGCAAGCUAAUCAAAGUGAAUUGGUUGUGUCCUAUAAAGUGAAAAGAAAACAGACCAAUACAUUCUUCUACAUUCUGUGUAAUAGUGAAAGAUUCGGAAUAAGACACUUUGUUUUGAAGGAGCGUAGCUCAUACCCUGCAUGCAUGUGUGUACCCUUUAUGUUAUGCUUUUUCUAAGUCAUUAUUAAAAUGGCUAUAUUUGUA
Molecule: messenger RNA, 3444 nt
Organism: Salvelinus fontinalis (brook trout)
Lineage: Eukaryota; Metazoa; Chordata; Actinopteri; Salmoniformes; Salmonidae
Product: heterochromatin protein 1-binding protein 3-like
Exons: 12
Coding region: 727-2487 (586 amino acids)
Biological process (GO): nucleosome assembly; heterochromatin organization
Cellular component (GO): chromosome; nucleosome; nucleus
Molecular function (GO): structural constituent of chromatin; DNA binding; nucleosome binding
Source: RefSeq, a predicted model, not a curated record